Molecule: messenger RNA, 590 nt
Organism: Episyrphus balteatus (marmalade hoverfly)
Lineage: Eukaryota; Metazoa; Arthropoda; Insecta; Diptera; Syrphidae
Gene: nmdyn-D6
Product: nucleoside diphosphate kinase 6
Exons: 2
Coding region: 117-569 (150 amino acids)
Biological process (GO): CTP biosynthetic process; GTP biosynthetic process; UTP biosynthetic process
Molecular function (GO): nucleoside diphosphate kinase activity
Source: RefSeq, a predicted model, not a curated record
UUUACAUAUGUUUGACAUUUAACCAACAAAAAACAAAACUUCCAAACUAGAAAUAAAAAUUAUAAAUUAGUAUUUUUUUUUUUAAAUAAAUAUAACUUGUUAAAUUGUAAGAAAUAAUGGAAAUAACAUUUGCUUUAAUAAAACCCCAUGCUGUAAAAAAUAUUGUUGCCCUUCAAUAUGUCACGGAAAUCAUCAAAAACAACUUCUCAGUUCUGCAAACCAAAGAAGUUGUAGUUACGAAACAACUUGCCAGCAGAUUCUACGAAGAACAUCAAGGAAAAUUCUUUUACAAUCGUCUAGUCACUUUUAUGGGCAGUGGUCCAUCGAUUGCGUUUGUUUUAGCAUCGAAAGAUAGCAUUGCCAAGUGGAGAACUAUUUUGGGUCCCACCAAAGUCCACAAAGCCAUUUACUCAAGUCCCGAUUCAAUACGAUCUCUCUAUGGAUUGUCUGACACCCGAAAUGCUUGUCACGGGUCGGAUAGUCUGGAAUCGGCAUCGCGUGAAAUUUCAAUUAUUUUUCCUGAUUUCGAUUAUCAGGAGGAAUUGAGAAAGCAAAUGGAAUCUGUUUGAUGUUUAUUCGAUUGUAAUGUA